AUGUUGAUUAAUACGAAAUGUGAUGUGUUGGAAAAAGUAGGAGAUGCUCGAGAGAACAUUGCUAUAUUCGCCUGCAAAGGUAAAAGUCUAGAAAUGAUGAAAUUUAUAGGCAAUCGUCAAGAUUUAACUAAAGCCUUGCAUGAACAAAAUUAUGAGGGAUGGAACGUUGUACACUACGCAGCAAAAAGUGGGAAUUGUGACAUACUUGAGUAUUUAAUUGGAGAAAUGAAAGUUGAUUGUAUAAAUGAAUCAACGAACAAAAAGAAAAACUGUCUUCAUACCGCAUGUGAGGCUGGACAUUAUGAAGCCUGCAAAUAUUUGGUAAAAAGUGCACCUCGUCUAUUAAAUUUAUCCGAUAAGGAUGGAAACCACGCCGGCCAUUACGCAGCUAUGAAGGGAACUGUCAAGAUAAUAAAGUUUCUGAAGGAUCGAGGACUAGAUUUAGAAGUUAGAAAUAAUGAAAAUGUAAAUAUACUGCAUGUUGCCUGUUUGUAUGCACAUUUAGAUUUAUGCAAGUAUUUGGCCAACGAAUUUCCAAAACUUUUGAAGGAGACAACUAAGCGUUCUGAGAAUGCAGCUUUAUUCGUCAUGGAGCGGAAGGAUGAUGAAGAUAAACGUAUAAAAAUUCUAACUUACCUAGUAAACAGAGGUCUCGAUGUCUAUCAUGUGUCAGCGUCAGGUAAAUCAGCAUUGUACCUGGCCUGCAGGAAUAGGUCACUAGUUCACUGUGAACACUUGUUGAAACAUUAUCCCAAAUUUUAUGAUAUGGAUGAGGGGGAUAUGAGCUCUAUAGAAGCAGCUGACGGUGAUAGCAGAAUAAAAUUAUUGUUCAGUAAAUACGAUCCAAAACUCAAAACGUCAAGAUUUUUUAAGAAUAUUUGCAUAAUAUUGUAA
Molecule: messenger RNA, 894 nt
Organism: Saccostrea echinata
Lineage: Eukaryota; Metazoa; Mollusca; Bivalvia; Ostreida; Ostreidae
Product: ankyrin repeat and death domain-containing protein 1B-like
Exons: 1
Coding region: 1-894 (297 amino acids)
Molecular function (GO): protein binding
Source: RefSeq, a predicted model, not a curated record